This is a messenger RNA of Acipenser ruthenus (sterlet), 5220 nucleotides long. RefSeq names its product TSC22 domain family protein 2-like. Bases 737 to 3091 code for a protein of 784 amino acids. The record is from RefSeq and is a predicted model, not a curated record. Lineage: Eukaryota; Metazoa; Chordata; Actinopteri; Acipenseriformes; Acipenseridae. Gene Ontology annotation, biological process: regulation of transcription by RNA polymerase II. The transcript has 3 exons.
GUGAGCGGUGCGGAGGAGGAGACAGAGACUUGCGCAAGUUCUGUAUUCAUUAUUAACCACGUACCCAGCGGCGCUGCAGUCCCAUAGUGCAGUGCGUUUUUACAUAGCCAUCUUGUGUCGAGUGAGAAGAGGAAGGGAGGCAGUUUGUGAAAUUCAGUUCCCUUGAGUCUGUGAAAAAGAGAAGAGUGAAGAGCGAAGAGUCCGGGAAAGCUGUAUAACUGUCUUUACUGUCCUUCCUAACAGCUGAGACCUCCAGCUUCCACUGAGAAAGACGUUGAAAUUAUACUCUGUCAACAGAAUGUCGUACAUGCUAAUUCCCAGGUAAAAAAAGUGUUAUAAAAAGGAGAGUUGAGUAGAGCGGGCCCGCCUCAGACUAAAGUAGCUGCUGCAGCUGGGGAUCUAUAUCUGCGACAGCGGCCUGCUGACAACUCGGGAGCCGGGUGAUCAGCUGACUGAGCAGGCCGGCUUUUGAGAAGAGAAGAAAAGAAAGCUACGAUCGGAAAGAGAAGAGGUAGAGGCGGAACUGCACGACUGGAGUAGAGAAGGUUGGACCAUAUAUGUUUUUUUUGAAGUCGUAAGAGCAACAGGAGGAAAGAGGAAGGAAGAUGCUGUAUAACCGUGUUGCUAACAGUUAUACACUGUGAAAUCGUUAUCUAUUUUUGUUUUCGUUUUCGUAGACUGUAUACACUUUAUCAUAAUCGGGGAGUGUGGAGUCAUUUAUUUUGUCGGUCUCAAAAUGUCAAAAAUGCCGGCGAAAAAGAAGAGCUGUUUUCAGAUCACAAGUGUCACCCAGGCUCAGGUGGCUGCUAGCAGCAUCACUGACGAUACUGAGAGUUUAGAUGACCCGGACGAAUCGAGGACUGAGGACGUCUCAUCGGAAAUCUUUGAUGUCUCCAGGGCUACAGAUUUGGAGCCAGAGGAAGUUUGCGAGAGAAGUUCGUCUGAAGAAACCUUAAAUAAUGUUGGGGAGACCGAAGCCUCUGGUGCGAUUACACCGAAUAUACCUCAAGAUGGGCAGGCAGUGGCAUUAAGAAGCACAGUCUUGACAGCUCAUUCCGGCGUUCCCAAUGUUAAUCCACAAGUUUUGGGACUAGGAGGAACGUCAGCCCAGCCCCCUGCUGCUUCGGUUGGGGGUCUGCAACAGUCUACACCAGCAGCUAGCACUGGAGGGUCCGCUAAUGUGGUAGUAGUCACGUCCCAGUCUCCUCCCCCCACUGCCGCCGCCGCUUCUACUACUACAACUUGCAGUUCACGUUUCAGGGUCAUCAAACUUGAUCAUGGUACAGGAGAACCCUUCAGGAGGGGCAGAUGGACUUGCAUGGAAUUCUAUGAAAGAGAUUCCGAAGGCUCUAUAAUUACCAGGACUGUGGAUAGCAUGAGGCAUGCUACUACUUUGGAACACAGCACAGAUAGGGAUAGUGGUCUUGGUGCCACUGGCGGUUCUGUUGUGGGCCCUGCCGCACACUCAAUGCAGGGACCUGAUUCUACAGCUGACAGUUCAUUUGCUGCUGUUUCCCACUCGCAACAGGCUGACCAGAGCAGCCAGCCCUCUCAGCAGCAAGGUUACGGCAUGGUGCUUCAGACUGCCAGUGGAACUAUGGCACAAGGUGCGUUUCAGCCUCUUGCCUAUUCCAAUCCUGCUGUUCCUGGCAUCCAGCAAAAUGUUGUACCAACACAGCAGGCACAGGUCAAUGUGCCGCCUGCUACUGGACAAAUCCCCCUUGGACACAAUGGAAUGAGCAUGCAGCAUCAAAGUGUAACAAUGCAACAGGCUGGCAUGCCCGUGCCUUCUCAGCAUCAGCAGGUGCAGAAUCCACCCAGUAUACCACCAGUGUCUCAGCCCCAGCAGUUUGCAUAUUCAGUUCAGCCCCAGCAGCUCCCCCCUGCACACCUGUUGCCAAGCCAGCCCUCUACCCUACCCAGCAGUCAGCCGGAUUACCGACAGCACCUGCAUCUGCAAAGCGCCCCAGGAUCAACAGCACAGACCCUCCUGGUUUCCAGUCUUCCGGUGGGCCAGCCAGUCAGCCAGGGUCCCUCGCCAGUCAUGACGCCUGCUGCCAGCGGGGCCCAAGUGUUGGGACUGCCAGCUCAGACUGGUGAAUCAGCUGGGCAAGGCACUGGAGUCAUGCAAGGCAGUCAGUCAGCUCCUGCUCAGGGAGUCCUGCAGCAGCAAGGAGGUGUGGUGCAGCAAGGUGUAGGAACAGUGCCUGGCGUUGUGCAACUGCAGCAGCAGCAGCAGCAGGCUAUGAGUCAGCAUCAGGCUCCCGGGGUGGGUGGAAGCAGUCAACUCUUGGGCCUCCACCCAGGGGUCCUUGGCGUCCAAAACGUGCCUGCCGUUGUGCCCAGUACUGGUAUUUUGAGUGGGUCAACAAGUGUGCCCGGUGUGUCCAGCAAUCCUGUCACUAUGCCAAAUGUUACCACAACGAUAGGACAAUCCAAUAUGAUGAGUCAAUCGCAGGCCUCCAGGGUUGCAAACUUAGCCCAGGCUGGAGGGUCUGGCUUGCAAGGGCUACCAAGUGUAGCCUCAAACCUGCCCCAGUUCAAUUUCGGCCAGUUCCAGGCCCAAACCCAAUCUGUCGUCAGCCAGGUGGAUGAGAACCGAAGGAAUUCUGAUGUCCUACCUCAGCCUCCUGUAAUUUCUGGAAAAGAUCUUAUAAAGCCUUUCAUUCCUGAGCCCCUGCAUCUGUCAGCAGCCACCCCCAUGAACAGCAUAACAACAACAGUGUUUGGCAUACCCAUUACCAUUGAUGGGGAUGAAGACAGUACAUCUGGAGCAAGUGUUGUAGCCAUCGAUAACAAAAUAGAGCAGGCAAUGGAUUUGGUUAAAAGCCAUUUAAUGUAUGCAGUCAGAGAGGAAGUCGAAGUGCUGAAGGAGCAGAUUAAGGAGUUGUAUGAGAGGAACUCUGUACUGGAACGAGAGAAUGCUCUUUUGAAGUCCCUUGCUAAUAAUGACCAGUUAUCCCAGCUUCCUGUUCAACUGACCAAUCCCAGCAGCACUUCUCCCCCGCAGCAACAGCUAACAGCAGCACCUACAGAGGGUGGCUCCCAGCCAACGCUUCUUCCACAGCAGCCUAAUGUCUCCUCUGCGUGAAGCUUCUAAUCUUCAUAGAAAAAAAAGAAUUUAUCGUGUUUGCCACGGUGUUCUUGCCAGUCUACAAGUGAAGAGACGUGCUUCAGUGUGUGUGCUGUUUGGCCUUCCCAGUAUUAGACAAUCGUCCUGCAAGAGCUUUCUUUAACUUGACAUCUCAUGCAAAGCCAGUGGAGUCCAGGUUGUGUAAGCAAUUCACAAGGCAAUUGCUAGGAGGGUUCAAGUCGGAUUGAGGCAACUACUGUAUAUACAGUGUUGUAGAUGGGGUACAUCAAAUAAUUGAGGCUUACCGUGUGAUUUUCUUGAAAACCAAGGGGGUCGAUUUUUUAGCCUUGCUGUUUCAUGUUGUAAGAAGUGCGAGUCUGUUUUAAGAGCCACCAUACUUCAACAUGAGUAGCUAACAUACAUGAGUUCAGUUUAACUGUUUGCAUUUAUUUAUUACAGGGCUGCUAUUUUCAUAAUGUAAAUGAACAAUGUCACAGAAUCAGUUUAAUUGAGCUUUUUUGAAAUGUAAAAUAAUUGGUAAUACAACUAAUGGGUGGAAUUGCAGAAAAUAGUUAAAUAUAUAGGCAAUAAUAAAGAAAAUCCUGGCAUAGUGCUAACACUAAUGGCAAUUUUACUUUAGGAUUGUUUAUUUAGUUGAGACCCAGUUUGAAUGUAAAUUUUGUACAGAGUGUAAAGUAUAAAGAACGUAGCAAGUUGUACAGAUAGACACCAGUUCUUGUGAUAUAAAACCUUUAAAGAAUUUUCGGUGGCUAUUUUGAUGAAGAAAACAUUGCUCAUUUAUGUUGCUAGUUUCUUUAUCGAAAAAAGAAAAAAAAAAAUGAUUGCCAUAAUUCCCUCUCCCUUUAUUACUUUUUUUUUUUUUUUUUAGAAAUUUUUUUUUUGUACAUUUCUGUGGGUGGGGUGGGGGGGGAAAAAAGCUGUGAAAUUGUCCAACCUACUUUGUAACCAAAGAUGCAAAGCUGUGUACUUCAGUUUUAUUUUGUAAUGCACACACUCGAUGUAUUUUUUGUUUUUAGUUACUUUCUCCUUCACAAGAAAUCUUUUGUUGCUGUUUAGCAUGUCCUGCAUGAUCCUUAAUCUUCAAACCACUUUCUUACCUCAUGUUUUUAUUCAGCACUCUUAUUGUAACAUAAAUUAGUCUGUGAACAAUGUCAAUGGAAAAAAAAAAACAGAACGAAGAGCUGGCGUUGAUGGAGAAAAUCUAGUGGUGUUCACACUAGUUCGAAAAAUGAAGUGAGCCAUCUUUUGUUCAUUUAAAUGGUGUUAUGAAUUUCAUAUGCAGAAAAAGUUUUGUUACAUUGCAGAAUUUAAUGUAUUUAAUAAAUGCAACAUUCAGAUCCCAAGUGUAGUGUACACUGAGUAUUUAAAUUAAAAUUGUACAUUUCCUAAAUACAAUUUGAAAAAAAGUUAAAUGUAAUAAAAUGUUAUUCUUCCAUGUGUGCAUUUAAAUAUGUGCACACCACACCUUAGGAUUUUUAAAAGUUUUUUUUUUUUUUUGGUGUUUAAUCACACAUUAAUCAUUUGUCUUACUCGGUCAUAGGUGCCUUAUAUGAACCAACAAAAUAUAGAUCUGCAAUUCUAUGGAAUGUAUUACAAAAGCUGAUGAAAAGCUCACCUAUCUAGCAUAGGUUGUUCUGUGUAUCUUUGCAUAUUGUGGUGUGGGUUCUCUUGUUAGUCAGUGUUGUGCUGUAUGUAGACCAGUUCAAGAACCAUUCUUGUGUUUUAUGCACAAUUUAGUUUUACAUCACACUUCAUAAAAAAAUAAAUAAAAAAAAUACAAGUGUCUACAUGCAUAAAUAAAUGUAAAUAACUUAUUUUGUGCAAAAUGCUUGCAUUUAGACCAUGGUUCUGUUUACUGUUUCAUUCCAAAUGAUUUUUUUUUUAAGCUUAUAAUGCACUUUGGACCUGAUGAAUUUAAUGGAGCCUGACAUUCAUAGAUAGCCACAGACAAAACUUUAUUUAAUUAUAUCUUGAGAACCACAUACCCAGUUGUUAACUUGGUAUGGACAUUCCUUUUCAUAAGAGAUGUGUUCUGGCAUUGUCAUCUGUAUGACUAAGCACAAGAGGGUUUUAAAUCUAUGCCAUGUGACAUGUUUUUGCUUGAAUUAAAGGCUUCAUCUUGGGAA